This is a messenger RNA of Drosophila willistoni, 2683 nucleotides long. It is a transcript of the gene Hrb98DE, whose product is annotated as heterogeneous nuclear ribonucleoprotein A1. NCBI's taxonomy places the organism in Eukaryota, Metazoa, Arthropoda, Insecta, Diptera, Drosophilidae. The record is from RefSeq and is a predicted model, not a curated record. Bases 111 to 1283 code for a protein of 390 amino acids. The transcript has 5 exons. Gene Ontology annotation, molecular function: RNA binding.
UUUUCACUUUUCAUCCAGUUGUGUGUGUCGUCGGGUGCGGGAGAUUUUUGUCAGUGAAAAAAGAAAUAAAUAAUAAGUAGAAAGCAAAUUAAAUAUUAUAAGUAGCUAAAAUGGGCGGCCACAAUGAUAACUCGAAUCAAAACGGCAAUUCCAAUGGACAGCACGAUGAUGACUCAAUUACUGAGCCAGAGCAUAUGCGUAAACUGUUUAUUGGCGGUCUGGACUACCGCACUUCAGAUGAGAAUCUAAAGGCUCAUUUCGAGAAAUGGGGCCAAAUUGUCGAUGUGGUAGUUAUGAAGGAUCCACGCACAAAGCGGUCGCGUGGUUUUGGCUUCAUCACCUACUCCCACUCGAGCAUGAUCGAUGAGGCCCAGAAGGCUCGUCCCCACAAGAUCGAUGGCCGCGUGGUUGAGCCCAAGCGUGCUGUGCCCCGCCAGGACAUCGAUUCACCUAAUGCCGGAGCCACAGUGAAGAAGCUAUUCGUAGGCGCCCUCAAGGACGAUCAUGAUGAGCAGAGUUUGCGGGAUUAUUUCUCCAAUUUUGGCUCCAUUGUCGACAUUAAUAUUGUCAUGGAUAAAGAGACGGGCAAGAAACGUGGUUUUGCCUUUGUUGAGUUCGAUGAUUACGAUCCCGUGGACAAAGUUGUCUUGCAAAAGCAACAUCAGCUGAAUGGCAAAAUGGUUGAUGUAAAGAAAGCCCUACCCAAGCAGAAUGAUAUGGGAGGCGGCGGUGGUGGUGGAGGCCGUGGUCCUGGUGGCCGUGCCGGUGGCGGCAAUCGUGGCAACAACAUGGGUGGUGGCGGCGGCGGUGGAGGCUACGGCAACCAGAAUGGCGGAGGCAACUGGAAUGGCGGCGGCAAUUGGGGUAACAAUCGCGGGGGCAAUGAUAAUUGGGGCAACAAUAGUUAUGGAGGCGGCGGCGGCGGCGGUGGGGGUUACGGAAGUGGUGGUGGUGGCGGCGGCGGCAACAAUUGCUGGGGCAACAACAUGGGUCCCUGGGAUAACGGAAGCGGCGGCAGUGGUAACUUUGGUGGCGGCGGCGGCGGUGGCAACUCCAACUGGGGCGGCAAUAAUGGUGGCAAUGAUUUCGGUGGCUACCAGCAGAGCUACAGCGGUGGACCCCAGCGUGGCGGUAACUUUAACAACAAUCGCAUGCAGCCCUACCAAGGUGGCGGCAAUUUCGGCAACAAAGGAGGUGGUAAAUUAGAAGUCGCUCAGUAUAAGCCCGAAUAUCAAAGUCAAGUAAACGAUACGAGUGUGAACAAAUAUAGUUCAUACGCCUAAGAAGUUUUCCGAGCUCUUCUUCACACAAACACUUACCCUAAAAAGAGCAAGCAAUCAGGAGCAGAAGAGAUGAGAUGAGAAGAGGUUAUCAGGAUCAGUGCAGUCUUCUUUGGUGUUCAGACACAUUAUGUGACAGAGUUACUUCAGAGAACCAGAGAGAGAAAAAGAGAUUGUGAGUGAACAGAGAGACAGAGAAGUAAAGCUUUAAAUUGAGAGACAGAGUACAUAGCAGGAGACAGAUAAAGAGAGAGAGUGCAGUAUGUUGUGUGUGCGAGUGUGUGUAUUGUGUGUGUGUGUAUAUCGCGAAUCAGAGAGCAUAAAGAUCAAGCAAUUCAGCAGCAAUCCUUGCACACAAUGCACAUGAACAGCAGCCAGCCAAAAACACACAAAUACGCAACACACACUCAGCCUAAUCACAGGAUUCCCUCUAUACAUAUAUAUAAAUUUAUAUAUCGUAUAUAUGUCUCUUCUUUAAAAUGCUUAACUAUUCAUUGAUCGAUUGAUUGCCACAGCUGUGCGAGCCUCUUCAAUAACUAUUCUCUAAAUACAAACAUUAUUAAAUUUUAAACAUUGUAAAUUAGCCAUUAACAACAAAUAUGAAAAGAAAAAUGAGCAAACUUUGUAAAAUCCUCCCUCAACACCAAAAAACCAGCCAAUCAACCACCACCCACACUCUGAUUUUUUUUUAUUAACGUUGGCUAUAACCAUCCAGAGUAAACCUUUUUUGAAACAAUCUUCUAAAAGAGACACGAUCAAUUUUUGUAGUCUACAAUUUUGCCUUUGAUAAUCAGUGCAAAAAAAAAAUAAGAAAGAAAUACGAAAAUUAAUUAUGGAAAAAAGAAGUCACUCAUGCAAAAACAAAUCUAUUCUAUAUAAACAGUAACAACAACAAUAUGUAUUACAUUUUAUGACUUUCACUAGGCUUAAGUUCUCAUUAGUCUUUAAACGAAAAGAAAAACGAGUGUGUAGAGUGUGUGCGUACAGCCGUCGCGAGCUGUCUUAGUCUUAAUUAACUCCUCUACAUAUAUAUAUAUAUAUAAUUACAAAUCUAACAUCUAUAUUAGCGUAUUAUUCAACAAAAGUUCUAAAAGUAGUCACUGACGACGGCGACGAAAAAAUUUAUACAAAUCUAUUUAAAAUCCAAAUGUUUAGUUUUAAUCGAUUCUUUAUAACAAGAACAACAAUAACCAAUAUUGUAUGUAAUUAUUCAUCACUACUAUAUAUCUUUUAGCCACAAUCAGUUUUUGUGUUGUGUGUUUGUCCCACAGUUAGUGGUCAGCGCCAAUUGCAUAUAUAUUUAUAUAAUCCGAUGAAAUUAUACAUUUUACGAAUGUAGCCAGAUGUAAAGAUUCAAGAUAUAUACAACAAAGAAACGAAAAAUACAUAAAAAAGUAAAAGCA